This is a messenger RNA of Paramecium pentaurelia, 871 nucleotides long. NCBI's taxonomy places the organism in Eukaryota, Ciliophora, Oligohymenophorea, Peniculida, Parameciidae. The record is from the annotation of a GenBank genome assembly.
AUGAGUAUUGUUGCACUUUUCAAAAAUUGUUUUGAACAUUUUAAAGGCAAGUUUUAGAAGAAUUAUAUUUCAGCAUAAACACCAAAAUAAUUUGCCUAAAAGAAAGUUUUAGUUCUAGAUUUAGAUGAAACACUAGUUCAUUGUGAAUUUAAAGAAAAUGAAGAUUUUCAACAUGAGGUAUUGCUUGAAGUCAUUCACAAAGGAUAAGUAUACAAAGUAUAUUUGAAAGCUCGGCCUUAUUUAAAUCAGUUUUUAUUAGAAGUUAGCAAAGAUUAUGAAAUAUUUAUUUUUACAGCAGGUUAUGAAGCUUAUUGUUAAGAAGUAUUAAGUUUUAUAGAUAAAAAAAAAAUAAUUAGUGAUUAUUAUGCAAGAGGGAGCUGUUAAUUUAUUGAUGGAAUUUGUUAUAAAGAUCUUUAGUUAAUAGACAGACCUAUGGGAGAUAUAAUCUUCAUAGAUGUAAUUAAAAAUCAAUAAUUAGAAUAAUCCAAAUGCUUUUAUAAAUUAUAAAGAUAAUGGAUUAUUAAUUCCAUCAUUUUUAGAUUCAGAUGAUGAUGAUUGUCUUCUUCGAUUAAUACCAUUUUUAAAAUAUAUGGCUAAAAAGAAGGAUGUGAGACCAGUUGAGUAGCAUUUAAAAAAUUAUGAAGAUAAUAAUGGUACAAUAGUCUUUUGUGAAGCUUAAAAUACUAUAUAAUUAGAAUAAGAAGAACCAGAUGAAGAUACCUUAAGUGAAGGAAAGGUUAUUAAGAAAGAAUAAGAAAUUACAGAUUUCGAUAUUAAACAUAAAAAAACACAAACUCAAUUAGAAAAUGUGAACAAAAUUAAAAGUAAAUUAAGAAGCGUAACUUUAUUUUCCAGUUCAAAAAAUAAAUGA